AUCUCAUCUCAAUGCGUUGGGUAGCGUAGCAGAGUAGAAUAACUACGAUUUCUAAAUUAGAAAACAUAAUAUUUAAUUAUGGUGAUUAUGAUCUUUAUUAGUAUAUUCUCUGAAAGUAUGUAGUUUUCUGUCGCCUUGCGCCAUUUGUAAGUACCAACAGAUUUAUCCGCAGCAGCAGGCGCUGUUAAUGUCGGCCGAACGUCGCACCCAAACAAAAGCCAAACAAAGUGGAAACUGAUUAACAGCGGAGCUUCGCAAUGACACCGUUCGAUGACUUUGUUUAUUUAAUUAAUCAUGUGCUGCUAGGCGAAGAGCCGACCAUUGAGGACUUCAUAUUACUUGUCGGUACAUUGGUAGCAUUCAUAGCUUUCAUACUCUGGUGCUGCUUUCCCAUUCAGCCAAAGGAGCCGGGACCCCACCGCCAGUUCACAUGCAAAAUUAUACAGAAUCCAAUAAAAGCUUUUGAUGCGGGCACCAGCACCGACGACGACAAUGCUGCCAAUGCAGCAGCCUUCCCUUCACCUUAUAACUCUGGAGCCAGAAGCGGCCUCAGUGGAAAAGGCAAUACCGGCACGGAUUUAGGCCUGACCAGCAACAUGUACAACGGAAGCAACGGCAGCUAUAGCAAGAACGGCACUGUAGCCAUGCACAAUUACUACGUAAAGAACGGACACCACUGCUGCACCUAAUGGCCAGCCUAACAUCAGCACAUUCAAGAUUUCCCAUGCCCAAAGCUGGGAGAUGCUGCUUAGCUUAGCGUUAUACUACCUACUCAGUUCUUUGCGUGUACAAUGAUCAGUGCAACACCGUCGUCGUUAUAGCUAUGAAUAAUGCGUGUGAAUAUUGAUUGUAAUUUGUGCCAAUUGCUUCGACAGGUUGUUAGGAAGCAGCUUAAAGCUGCUGGCUGCUGGCUGCCGGUUCGCAUUUGCAAGCACAUUUUAUUUAUAAUUGCUCAGACUGAUUUGUUUAAAAAAAGAAGGGAAACAGGACAAGACAAGGAAAAGCAGACGGCAUGCAAGCCACCUUGCAUGCCCUGCCCGAGGUAAGGAAGAUUGGCAAAUGUUACAUAUGUGGCAAGUUUUUAAAACUUCCUUGAUAUCUAUAUAUGUCUAUCUAUAUAUGUAUAUAUAAAUAUAUACAUAUAUAUGUGUAUGUACAUGUGCUGCAUUUGUGAAAAUACCAAAUUAAUAUGCACACAUAUAUAUAUGUGUGUGUAUGAAAUCCAAGUAUCUAGUUCUAAGUAUUUAUUUCUGUAUUAUAAAACAAACAAACAUAUACUGUGACAACAUUCGCUUACCCCAUCCCCCAAUCACCCAGACAGUUUGCCACCCAUAUAUGUAGGUGGAAACAUAAAAGAUUCCUUAACUUGAUUACAAAUUCAGUUUUGUUCAGCUGAAGGAAGAACAUAGACGCCCCUUCAAGCGGGAAAAGCCUAUACAGAUAAAUAAAUAGAUAUCUUUAAGAUGGAUUAUAUAAACACACACAACAAAACCUACAAAAUAACUAGCAUAAAAUAUGCCCCUGAAAUCACUUUUAUUUCCACUGUAUUUCCAUAUACAAAUAUAGAUAUGUAAAUAUGUGUGGAUGUACAUGUAUUCGAAUCCGUAUUUGUAUUUAUGUGAAUGUAUUAUCUUUGUAGGCCGCAAAAUAUUUGAUCUCAUUUGUGAACUUAUUUAUUUGUGAUUUGUGAUGUAACUUUUAGAAAAUACCGACCCCCCAUUACUGCGAAGGGCUAUAAAUCCCUCUAAAAAGAAACGAAUACGAAAACGAAAAUCGA
Molecule: messenger RNA, 1777 nt
Organism: Drosophila obscura
Lineage: Eukaryota; Metazoa; Arthropoda; Insecta; Diptera; Drosophilidae
Exons: 3
Coding region: 258-689 (143 amino acids)
Source: RefSeq, a predicted model, not a curated record